AUGACUGGCUUCCGUUAUAGCUUGAAUUACUCAGAGCUCCAAGUGUACCCUCAGUACCUGGAACAAGGUCUGGACACGGUAGUCGCUCAAUCUCCAUCCCAGAAGCACAUCAUCGGAAUAUUAAUGCAAAAGUACAAUACUAAGGCAAUGAAAAACCUGGGAAAAUACUAUAUUGCUGCAUCCUAUGUAAAGUAUUUGGAGUCUGCAGGUGCACGAGUUGUACCAGUAAGGCCUGAUCUUACUGAUGAAGAGUAUGUAAAGCUUUUCCAUUCUAUUAAUGGGGUCCUCUUCCCUGGAGGAAGCGCUGACCUCAAGAAGUCAGGUUAUGCCCGCACAGCCAAAAUAUUUUACAGCCUUGCCACACAGAGUUUUGAUGAUGGAGACUACUUUCCGGUGUGGGGUACAUGCCUUGGGUUUGAAGAGCUUUCGUACCUGGUCAGUGGAGAGUCAUUAUUAACACACACAAAUACCGAAGGAAUCACAAUGCCGCUGAACUUCACUAAAAGUGAGAAUUCUCCUUUUGACCCUUUAAGAAGCAUUGAAUUAGAGCCUCUGACUGCAAAUUUCCACAUGUGGAGCCUCUCCAAGAUGAAUUUUACGAAGAAUGAAAAAUUAAAGGCGUUUUUCAAUGUACUAACUACAAAUAAUGAUGGCAAGAUUGAGUUUAUUUCAACAAUGGAAGGGUACAAGUAUCCAGUGUAUGGCGUCCAGUGGCAUCCAGAGAAAUCUCCUUACGAGUGGGGGUUAUUUGACGGCAUUUCCCACGCACCCAACGCUGUGAAGGCUGCAUUUUAUUUAGCGGAGUUCUUUGUUUCUGAAGCUCGGAAAAACGGUCAUCAUUUUCAAUCUGAUAUUGAAGAGGAAGAAGCACUGAUUUAUCAGUACCAUCCCGUCUAUACUGGAAAUAUUUCUCGAUUUCAGCAAAGUUAUAUAUUUAAUUGAAAGCUUUCCAUAUGUUAACAGAAAUUUUGAAUAAUUCCAUGAUGAAAUUGUUUCAAUAACUUGAUACUCAUGGCAGUAAUGGAAAGCCACUGAGGUUUCGUCUUUAUGUUGUUACUGGCUCUGCAUCUGUAUUCAGUAUAUUUGACUAUAUCACAUUUGAUAAUUCGUGAGGCAGAUAAACAAUCAUAGUGUAUUUCAUGUAAAAGCUUCCUUUUAUCUCAAGAUUAGAAAAAAAUUCAUUUAUUGAAAAUACAGGUAUUUUAUUUUUUUUCUGAUUGAUUCUGGAAAUAAACACCACCCCAUACCCGGUCUACCCAUC
Molecule: messenger RNA, 1261 nt
Organism: Myotis davidii
Lineage: Eukaryota; Metazoa; Chordata; Mammalia; Chiroptera; Vespertilionidae
Gene: GGH
Product: gamma-glutamyl hydrolase
Exons: 13
Coding region: 1-942 (313 amino acids)
Biological process (GO): tetrahydrofolylpolyglutamate metabolic process
Cellular component (GO): vacuole
Molecular function (GO): gamma-glutamyl-peptidase activity
Source: RefSeq, a predicted model, not a curated record